Messenger RNA from Etheostoma cragini (Arkansas darter), 2382 nucleotides. It is a transcript of the gene lum, whose product is annotated as lumican. Lineage: Eukaryota; Metazoa; Chordata; Actinopteri; Perciformes; Percidae. The record is from RefSeq and is a predicted model, not a curated record. The coding region runs from base 96 to 1127 and encodes 343 amino acids. Gene Ontology annotation, molecular function: protein binding. The transcript is spliced from 3 exons.
CUUCUGUGUUUUUCUCCAGAGACUUCCAGUUUUUGAACACCACACUGUUCUGGCCCUCCACCCCACACACACAAAGAGUGAGAACGGCAGACGUCAUGUUCCCUCUCCGUAUACCCCUGUUGGCCGUAUUGGUCAGCGUGGCCCUGUCCCAGUACAAUGAUUAUUAUGACUACCAGCCUAAUUUUAUGCAAGGACCCUCAGCGCCCAACUGUAAUCAAGAAUGCGAAUGCCCAAUCAACUUCCCCACUGCCAUGUAUUGUGACAACCGCAAGCUCAAGUUUGUUCCAGUAGUCCCAACAGGGAUAAAAUACCUGUACCUCCAGAACAAUCAGAUAGAAGAGAUCAAGGCAGGAGUGUUUGAUAAUGUCACUGAUGGACUUCGCUGGCUGGUACUUGACUACAACCAAAUUACCAAUGCUAAGAUAGCAAAGGGUACAAUUGACAAACUUACACGCCUGGAGAAGCUAUUGUUCAGCUACAACAACCUGACAGAGCCAGUUGUCCCUCCCUCAAAGUCCCUUGAUGAGCUGAAGCUAAUGCACAACAAAUUAUCCAAGUUCCCCUCUGGACUCUUGACUGACAAGGAGAACUUGACCUCCAUCAACCUUCAGCACAAUCAGCUAACGUCCGAUGCCAUCGGGGGGGCGUUCAAAGGGCCAAAGAAGCUGCUGUCCCUGGACAUGAGCCACAACAAGCUGAAGAAGCUGCCUGCCGGAGUUCCCAGUUCACUGGAAAUUCUCUACGCUGACUACAACGACAUUGACAGUGUCGGAGCAGGAUACCUGAACAAGAUGCCCUCGCUGAAGUACCUAAGGAUCUCCAACAACAAGCUGGUGGACUCCGGACUCCCUUCUGGAGUGUUCAAUGUGACAUCACUCGUGGAGCUGGACCUGUCUUUCAACAAACUGCAGUCCAUCCCUGAGAUCAACGAGCAGCUGGAGCAACUCUACCUCCAGGCCAACGAAAUCAACAAGUUUGACCUGGCAAGUUUCUGCAAGUACGUAACUCCUGUCAACUAUUCUCACCUGAAGCAUCUGCGUCUGGACGCCAACAACAUCACACAAAGCAGCAUGCCCUAUGACUCCUCCAACUGCCUGCGCCAACUUUCAGAUGUCAUGUUUGAAUAAGGACCUCCCUCAAAUCUAUGACCUUUCCAUUACCCCCCUUCUCUACUACCCUUACAUGGCUCAGCCCAAAGCCUUCUGGAUUAAAAUAGUGUAGUAUCCCUCACUUGUCCUUGGACAUAAGUAGUAUGCAAAUCUAGUGCCCGGUAAUGGCAUAUUCAUCAAUUGUAUUGUAUAUAUUGAAUAAAGAGCUGGGCAAAUUUCAUGGCAAAAGAAGUUAGCAACAAGUUUGCAGCAUACUGUUGGCAAACAUCAGUUAAAUUUAUCAAACAUCAAACAAAGGAUUUUGAUAUUUUGAACAUUAUCAUUUUUCACAUAAAAAUGAAGGCAAAAAAAUAGAAAAAAAAAUGCAAAAAUACAAAAAGUACAGGACCAUGAAUAAAAAUUGAUUAUUCUGCUUUGAUUUAAAAGACACACACUUUAAACAUUCCAAACUUGCAUUUGAUUACAUUGAAUAUAGACACGAUGGAGUAAAUGACGGCUCCAAUGUCUCAAUUAAAUCAUCAAUCGUCAUUUUGUUGUCUGUCUUGUGUGUUCCAAUGUUUAGCAUGUAUAAUAUAAUGUGGGUACAACAAAUAAUCCAUUGCUGUGCAAAGGACCAGCAUACAAGGAUUGUGUACUCAAAUUUAAGUGUGUAGUGCCAAAUGUGAGAAUUUAUGAACAAGUGUAAAACAGCAGUAACCUUAAAGUCCCACUCCCAAAUAAAUCAAAGUUGUUUUAAGGUAAGGUAUAUAUGUACUUCACGAUUUAAGUCCACCAGGACUUAGCUCUCUGUAAAGAAUGGGAUAAAUGGCACAUGAUUAAAAGGCAUUGGUACUUCCCUUUAAACUACUGUACUUUCUCUGCUCAGUUAAACGUUGAAAUGAUUGAAGAGUAAAAUUGUUUCUUUACGUUAUUUUACUUCAUAGCUGUCCACUUUCAUGCACAUUGCUGAUUUGUAUACAUUUGCAUUACUUGCAUGCAACCAAUGGUACCAUUUUUUAUAAUAAACUAAAGCUUUUGCAGUUAAGGCGCUCUCAUUGUUACGUUGUUGUUCACCAUGUUUGAUAAAUGCUUCUUACCAAUACAAAGUCAACUUGACAGCAGUGUGAUGAAUUAAGGAUUGUCAUUAAUGAAGUUAUGUUAUUAGAAUAUCACAUUUUGUUUAGGUCAUUUUUCAUUUGAUCGUGAUUUCUUUUGUGGCCUUUGACUCGGUAACUGCUCUUGGAUUUGCUGUGAGAAUACCGGACACAGUUGAAUAAACCAUGUUUCCAACAUA